GAAACGUCACUCGCGAGAAAACGUCAAAUAACGUGAAUAUUUUUCAUCUUGACUGAUUGUCUUACCUUUGUUUUCUUCUGUAUGAUCCAUUAAUUAGGUACAAUAAUGCUCAGGUUGCGAUGAUCUCAGUGGUUUAGUGUACUAGUUCUCAAGAGCAGUGACUCACAGGAUGUCGGACGACACGAACGAAGUAUCGAAAGUGGAGAGCGCCGGCGGGGCGGAGGAGGCUCGUCGCGGCUUGGAGGAGGAAUUUAAUGUCCAGCGCGCCCGAAUGAAAGAACUUUUCUUGCAGAAGGAAGAGGAGCUGCGGGCUCAGCAACAGGAGCGCGAGCAGCUGCAGUCCGAAGUGCUGUCGCUACGGGAAGAGUUGGCCCAGUUGCAAACAUUGGCCGAGAACCAGAAGUCGCACAUCCUCAACUUGGACCUCAUUGUCAAUGAGACGGUGUCCGCGUCGUCGGCGGUGACGGAGGAGGCGCGGCAGCUGCGCGUGCGCUGCGCCGAGCUCGAGCACCAGCUGCGGCUGCAGCACCAACAACAACAGCAGCAGGACGUGAGCAUCGCGCCCGCUACGCUCGUGCGCUCGCUGGCGCGCCGGCUGGUCGACCAGGAGGACCCCAAGAAGCCCGCGGAGGAUGGCGACCUGCAACGAUGUGAGAUGGAGAUCAGUCAGCUCAAGAACAAGCUCCGAGAAACCGACGCUCAGCUACAAGAAGCUCUCAGGAGUAGAACAAACCAUCCCACGCCCGCCCACGCAAGUGGGGACACGAGGACAGACCCAGAUGGCGGGCGGGCCUGCGACAUGUGUGCCAACUACGAGAAGCAGUUGGUGCACGAGCAGCGAGAGGCGUCCACGGCUAAAGACCGCGCGGCCAUGCUGGAGCAUGCUUUAAAGUUGGCGACAGAAGAGUUAGAAGGCGCCCGCUCGAUCCACGACGAGACGAUCCGCUCGUGGCACUCCGAGCGGACCGCCGGCACUGCGCUACUAGAGGAACUGAAGAAGGCCGUGGAGUCCGCGAAGACGGCGUUAGAGGCCCGAGCGGCGGCGGCCAAACAAGCCUCCGAGAGGGCUUUAGAACAAGUUACCAAUUUAACUGUGGAAAGGGAGGAGUUACAGAGGAAACUGGACAGCCUGGAGCGAGACAACGCUAUGUUGGUGGGACGAUUCACAAAGAAGGCUGAAGAAAUGCAGAACGAGUUCAUCGACCUACCCGACAGCGUCGAUGAGCUGCAACUAUACAGCCUGGAACUCCGCGAGAAGCUGAUCUGCGUACAGAUCGGUCGCGAGGAGGCGCUCGCGGCCGAGCGGGACCUGCGCUCGCAGCUCCUCGAUCAGAGCCAGCAGUUCCACCGCCAGGAGGCCGAGCUGCAGGAGACCCGCGCCGCUCUCCGGCAGACCAGAGAGGAGUUGGACCGGCUGGCGACGGAGCGCGAACAGCUACAGGAGUUAGGAGGGAAACUGCGGACGUCCACCGACCAAAUCGCGGCGUUGCUGGAUGAUAAGAAACGCCUACUAGACGAGCGUACCGAACUAAAGGGGCGCGUGCAGGCGCUCCAACAAGAACUGGACAACAGCGAGAAAGUGCAGCAAGAUUUCGUGCGGCUCUCACAGUCACUACAGGUGCAGCUGCAGCGUAUUCGCGAGGCGGACACAGAGGUGCGGUGGCAGCACGAGGAGGACGUCACCGAGUGCCCCACGUGUCACGUGCAGCUGCCGAAUAGCAAGAAGAAGGUGCACUGCCGGCACUGCGGGCGCAUCUACUGCGCCGCCUGCACCGCGCACGCCGUGCCCUCCGGCCCGCGACGCGCGCCCGCGCGGGUCUGCGCAGUGUGCCGCACACUCCUACAACCAGAUACCGCUCCGUACUUUAGUACUGCCCCACCGCACUCGCCUGACUAACCUAAUUGGAAUAGACUACCGACCUGCCGAACACUAAGGAAACUCCUAGCAAAAUCGCUCGCGUCUUACGCAUUAUGAGUAAACGCACUUGUCAUUGCAAUAUGGCGUCAUAUUCUGGGGUACCCAUACUUCAGCACUGCACCGCCACACUCGUCCGACUGACCUAUGUAGUCUAGAAUAUCAACCUACUUGAGACAUUAACCGAGAAAUGUGUCGCUUAACUUCAAACGUGGGUAAAUCCAUUCUGCUAUAAGGUUGAUUAUCUUUCAGAUCAUAUUACAUUUUAUAUAAAAUAAACCUUUUAGCAGAAUGGAUUUACCCACUCUUGAAGUUAAGCGACACAAAUAUACUAGCAAAAUACACACGUCCUCUCACGACUACGGGUAUACACACUUGUCAUUGCAAUAUGGCGUCAUACUCUGGUCUGGGGUGACAAGCAUCGUUGCUUCAAUCAAACCAUACAGUACCAUACACUCUACACACUACAACCGGACAUAUACUGAGCACUAACACACUCGUCAGGCUACCGGCAUCGAUUUAACGACACCUUCGCUGCAACAAUUUCAUAACAUAGCAAUUAAUCAAGCAAUGAGGUCCGAUCGACCUCAAGUCACAGUAGAUAUACUUAUAAGCUACCGCAUAAACUGCAAGUACUUAUUAGCAAAUUUUCACCAGACACAACUUCAUGUUACAUACACAUUACACAAACAUUACCCAAGCAUCUCAAUUGGUAAUAUUACACACCCGAACCUUAGUUUACCAGGAUUAAAUAGCCAUAAUAUAACAUUAAAAGAUCUAUCCAAUCCAACUACACAAAAACUAAUCUUUAGUAAUUAGAUUACCGUAAUAAUUAAUAACCCAGCUUCAUUGUAAAUAUUGUAAUAUAGACGAAUACAAUUAUCUAGCUAGCUUACCGGUAAAUUCAAUUCUAGUGUGUGAUGGUCAAAUAUAUUUCAUUUUCUACCUUACAACGAACACAGUUGAUGUUUUAACACUUUCGCAACUGAACGGGUUCUCGCCAUACAAGCGGGCGGGUAUAAAUCACGACCGCACAUAGGGGUAUUUCACUAAAAAAGACGCUAAAUGAGUAAUGGCCAGCUUUUUUAGUGAGAUACCCCUAUGUGGACCGGUUCCUGACGUAGUGCGCCAUUUUUAACCUCCGACGCAAAAACGACGGGGUGUUAUACGUUUGACGUGUCUGUCUGUCUGUGUGUGUCUGUCUGUGGCAUCGUAGCUCCCGAACGGAUGAACCGAUU
Molecule: messenger RNA, 3153 nt
Organism: Leguminivora glycinivorella
Lineage: Eukaryota; Metazoa; Arthropoda; Insecta; Lepidoptera; Tortricidae
Gene: Rbpn-5
Product: rab GTPase-binding effector protein 1
Exons: 15
Coding region: 170-1897 (575 amino acids)
Biological process (GO): endocytosis
Cellular component (GO): intracellular membrane-bounded organelle
Molecular function (GO): metal ion binding; GTPase activator activity
Source: RefSeq, a predicted model, not a curated record